AUGACGAUGUGGGCGCGCGUCGACCUGACCGCUCCGCCUCUUCCCAAUCCAGCGGCCAGCGGGCCGGACGUCACGGCAUCGUGGAUUUCGCCCGAGAACCUCGACGGCGACCACCUCGCAGCGCUCACACGGGCACUCUCCAACGUGCUGUCGACGGAUCGUGCCGAGUAUACGUACGCUCAGCUAAUCGACGGUCUGCCGACCAGGGACUCGGAGCUGGAACUGCGGUCGUUCUAUCCCGCCGAGGAGCAACAUCCCGUCUACAAGCACGAGAAGCUAUGUGACGGCGCACGGGAAACGGCACGACGUCUUCGAUCACAGCUGAGUCUCUCGGACCUACGGUUUGAUCCACUUGCGCUACAGGGAUAUCAAGAUGCCUCACCGCAGUCGCGCAACUUCCUUCUACGGCUCUUCGAGCUCGUGGCAAUUUCCAUACACCAAGUGGCAGUGCGGUCAUUUGAGAUGGACGAGGGGCGCCACCGCGAAGAGUACCUGCAAUGGUGGGAAUCCUGGCGCGAACGCCAUCGGCACGCGGAAGGGAUCGAACAAUGGCACGCCGUUGCGUUUCCUCCCGUGCCAUUCUAUCACACACAGUACCAGUGCUUCGAUCAGUAUCCAAAAGGAAAGGCAUACAUGGUUGGGUACUGGGCCGAGGCCAAGAUUCUCGGCGGCGUUGCUUGGUUUGACCGCGGAGCGUCAGAUCUCGAGUGCAAUGACAUUUCUCUCCACGGAGACUUCAUAGAUGAGCCAAAGACACUAUGCCCACUCACAGCAGCCCAGUGGGACGCCGUCGUUACCUUCCUGACAGCCGACCUGGCCACCGGGUCUCCGCCCGCCAGCCCCUUUCCGCUACACGCGACGGCCCAGAACCUCCCGCGCUACACACCAUACUUUGCCGUGAAAUACCAGCACAUAUUCCGCAACAGGUUCGACCUGAAGCUACCAGGGCGCUACGAGCGGCCGCACCCGCGGGCAGUGUCCGCGGUCGACUACCCGGAGAAGGCGGACCACGAGUGGGUGGUGGAGCAUUCGCUGCACAAGACGUUUGGCCGGCCGAUUGACGAGGAGGAGAUGGAGCGCAGGUUGGACGUCUUGCGGAGGUGCCAGCCUGGUAACCCGUACUCGAUGGCGCCUUUGCCGGAGGAGAUUGCUAGGGGGGAGGGCGAGGAGGACCAAGCCAAAGGAGACGAAAGCGACCAGAAGGACGAAAGUAGUCAGGCAGCAUCCGAGCCAGAUGAAACCGACGAGAGCGACAACUCGUCGUCGGCGGCGGUACCACCCGCCGCCGUCCAAAUCAACGACACCCCCAGCGCAGUCGCCAGGGCCCUCAAGACGUACGCCCAGUCUCCCUCGGCCCGGUGCCCCCCCGCGCCCGUCAUCCGGGUCGGCAGCCGCCACCUCAUGGACCUCGAGCCCAAGGUCGAACAGCUCCGCGCCAGCGUCCUCAGCUCGCUCGAUGCCUUUGCCAGCCGCGAGAGGAACCUGCGCAGGGCGGGCGAGCAGCUGGGGUUGGUGAAGCCGCCUCGCGGGGGAAGAGCGGGCGCUGCCGCCGCGGCGCCCAAGGGCAAGAAGCGCGCUCGCGACGACGACGACGACGACAACGACGACGACGACGAUAAAGACGAGCCGCAGCAGUAUCCGGCUGCGAAGAAGCGCCGCACCAACAACGGCAACGCCGUCGAGCCCCAGACCCAGCAGCAGCAGACCCUCUCCCUGCCCCUGCCCCUCCCCCUACCCCCAAACACCUUCUUCGCGCAGCGGCUCGACACGGCGCGCGCGACCAUCGAGACGACGCGCCGGCUCAGGCGCCCCGACCGGGAGCAGUACUACGAGCGGUGCGGCCAGCACCUCGCGCUGGUGGAGGACCUGCUCGGUGCGGCGUGGAACAGCCUGUGCGGGAGCCUCGGCCUGGCGUGGUACACGCUGGGCCCGAUCCCCGGCGACGUGGUGUGGGAGCGCAGCAUCGGGGUGCUGUUCGAGGUGGUGCGGCGCGUGAAGGCGCGGGAGGAGGAGGAGGAGGAGGAGCGGGAGCAGGGGGAGAGAGAGGAGGAGCAGCAGCAGCAGCAGCAGCAAUAG
This is a messenger RNA of Purpureocillium lilacinum, 2076 nucleotides long. The record is from RefSeq and is a predicted model, not a curated record. Lineage: Eukaryota; Fungi; Ascomycota; Sordariomycetes; Hypocreales; Ophiocordycipitaceae.